AGCAAAUUACAGUGGGAGCAGAGGGGCAAAGCGAACACUGGAGAAAACCAAUCUCUCCUAUCAAUUUUUAGGGUUUUUGUUCCUGAUAGCUUCUCAGAAUUGUUGUGAAGGAGAAGAGGGCCUGAUCAUUGACCUCUCUAAGGGCUUUUUCUGCGUUGAAACGAGAGGAUAAAGAGAGAGAAAACCCUAGAGAGAGAAACCCCAGUUAGGGUUUUACAAAAUCAGGCAAGAUGAGGAUUAUGAUCAAGGGUGGUGUUUGGAAAAACACAGAGGAUGAGAUCCUCAAAGCUGCUGUUAUGAAGUAUGGAAAGAACCAGUGGGCUCGAAUCUCUUCGUUACUGGUUAGGAAAUCAGCUAAGCAAUGUAAAGCUAGGUGGUAUGAAUGGCUUGAUCCUUCCAUUAAAAAGACUGAAUGGACAAGAGAAGAGGAUGAGAAGCUCCUUCACCUUGCCAAACUUAUGCCCACACAGUGGAGAACCAUUGCCCCAAUCGUGGGCAGGACACCAUCCCAGUGUUUGGAGCGAUAUGAGAAGCUCUUAGAUGCAGCCUGUGUCAAAGACGAGAACUACGAACCAUCUGAUGACCCAAGAAAACUUCGCCCUGGUGAGAUUGACCCCAACCCUGAGUCCAAGCCUGCUAGGCCUGACCCUGUUGACAUGGAUGAGGAUGAGAAGGAAAUGCUCUCUGAGGCCCGAGCACGCCUUGCAAAUACUCGUGGAAAGAAGGCCAAGCGCAAGGCUCGAGAGAAGCAGCUCGAAGAGGCGAGGCGCCUCGCUUCGUUGCAAAAACGCCGAGAAUUGAAGGCAGCAGGGAUUGACGGGCGACAAAGGAAAAGAAAGAGAAAGGGGAUUGACUACAAUGCAGAGAUACCCUUUGAGAAAAAGCCACCAGCUGGUUUUUUUGAUGUCACAGAUGAGGAAAGGCCGGUCGAGCAACCCAAGUUUCCGACCACUAUUGAAGAGCUUGAGGGGAAGAGGAGGGUUGAUAUAGAGGCUCAGUUAAGGAAGCAGGAUAUUGCGAAGAAUAAAAUUGCCCAAAGACAAGAUGCUCCAUCUUCCAUACUGCAAGUGAACAAGCUUAAUGAUCCUGAGGCAGUUAGGAAAAGGUCCAAACUCAUGCUCCCACCUCCUCAAAUCUCUGAUCAUGAGUUGGAGGAAAUCGCGAAGAUGGGUUAUGCUAGUGACCUAGCUCUUGGGGAUGAGGAGCUUGGGGAAACUAGUGGGGCUACUCGUGCUCUUCUUGCGAAUUAUGGGCAGACUCCAAGGCAGGGAAUGACUCCAUUGAGGACCCCACAGAGAACUCCUGGUGGAAAGGUUGAUGCCAUUAUGAUGGAGGCCGAGAACCUUGCGAGGCUUAGGGAGUCGCAGACCCCUUUAUUGGGUGGUGAGAAUCCGGAUCUCCACCCCUCGGAUUUCUCAGGUGUCACCCCUAAGAAAAGAGAGAUGCAAACACCUAACCCUAUCGCAACCCCCAUGUCCACUCCUGGGGGAAUGGGUCUCACUCCUCAGAUUGGUAUGACCCCAUCAAGAGACAGUUAUUCUUCUGGCAUGACACCAAAACAAACCCCCCUUAGGGAUGAGCUUCACAUAAAUGAAGAUAUGGAUAUGCUCGAUGAUGCCAAGCUUGAAAGAAGUAAGCAGGCUGAGUUGAGAAAGACUCUAAAAUCUGGUUUGGUUAGUCUUCCUCAGCCCAAGAACGAGUAUCAGAUAGUUGUGCAAGCUUUGCCUGACGAGAAUGACGAAGCUGAAGAGAAGAUUGAGGAGGAUAUGUCUGAUAGAAUAGCUAGAGAAAAGGCUGAGGAAGAAGCACGACGUCAAGCAUUACUUCGAAAAAGAUCGAAAGUUUUGCAGAGGGGCCUCCCUCGACCUCCUAAGGCUGCAGUGGAUCUUAUCAAGAGUUCUUUGAGCAGGGUUGAUGAGGACAAGAGCUCAUUUGUCCCGACCAUAUUGAUUGAGCAGGCCGAUGAGUUAGUCAGAAAGGAGCUUCUUCUUUUACUCGAGCAUGACAAUGCAAAGUAUCCCCUCGAGGAAAACUCAGAGAAGGAGAAGAAGAAGGGCGGCAAAGGCGCUGCUAACGGGAAAUCUGCAGCACAAGUGCCUCUGAUAGAUGAUUUUGAAGAAAACGAGUUGAAAGAGGCUAGUGCCCUGAUCGAGGAUGAGGCCUCUUUUCUCCGUGUCUCGAUGGGGCAUGAAGAUGCCUCCAUUGACGACUUUGCUGAGGCUCGUGAUGCUUGCCAAGAAGAUCUCAUGUAUUUUCCGUCUCGUAAUAGCUAUGGCCUCGCCAGUGUUGCCAAUAACAAUGAGAAGAUUGCUGCUCUUCAAAAUGAAUUCGAGAACGUGAAGAACAAAAUGGAGGGUGAGACGAGGAAAGCAGUUCGCCUUGAACAAAAGUUAAAGAUUCUGACUCAUGGGCAUCAGAUGAGAGCAGGGAAACUGUGGUCCAAAAUUGAGGUCAUUUUUAAACAGAUGGACACAGCUGGAACUGAACUUGAAUGCUUCAAGGUUUUACAUGACCAAGAGCAGCAAGCUUCAAGAAAAAGGAUUAGAGAACUACAAGAAGCAGUCAACAAACAAAAAGAUCUUGAAAAGCAUUUGCAACAUCGUUAUAGUAACCUGUUAGCGAAGCUGGAAUCGAUUCAAAGGAAAAUGGAAGAGGCCAGGAUAAAGAAAAGGCAAAUGCAGGAAGAGGUUAGUGUAAAGAAUGAAGAGGUUCUGGCGUUGGAAAUUGCUCCUGCCAAGGAGGGUCAAACUGAGACCAUGGAGACUGAGGAGCCACUUAGGGUUUCAGAGAGCGAAACCCUAAUAGAUAAUGAAGAUGCUGGAGUUGCAGUAGCAGAGACUGUGGCCAUGCAAACUGAGACCAUGGAGACUGAGGAGCCACUUAGGGUUUCAGAGAGCAAAACCCUAAUAGAUAAUGAAGACACCACUGGAGUAGCAGUACAAGAGACUGUGGCCAUGGAUAGUGAGAGUGAACCACUUGGGGUUGCAGCAACAGAAAUUCUAAAAGAUAACCAGGCACCAAAAGACAUGCCUGGAAUUCAAGUAACAGAGACCAUUGACAUGGAUUCUGAGACCAAACCACUUGGUGUUUCAGGAAGCGAAACCCUAACAGAUAACCAGGCACCAGAAGACGUGGCUGGAAUUGAAGUAGCAGAGAACGUUGCCAUGGAUUCUAAGACUGAGCCACCGGUUUCAGCAAGUGAAGUUCUAGGAGAUGACCAGUUUCCAAAAGACAUGGCUGGAGUUGAAGUAGCAGAGACUGAGACCAUGGAUUGUAAGACUGAGCCACUCGGGGUCUCAGUGAGCGAAACUCUUACUGAUAACGCCCGAGCUGAUAACAAGGUGCCAAAAAGCAUGGCUGUAAUUGAAGUGGCUGAUAAUGCCCUAGCUGAUAACGAGGCUCCGAAAGGCAUGGCUGGAAUUGAAGUGGCGGAAACCGUGGCGAUGGAUUCUAGCGAUCAGAGUGCCUUGUCGGCAACUGAGUGUUAAGUCUCUCUCUCUCGCUAUCUCUUUGUUGUAUCUUUAGAACCAGGAUAACUCUUGGUUUUUUAUAAUUCUCGAGAGACUGUUAAUGUCAUGUCCUAUUUUUUGGUUGUGGUUUAAAUGUUUUUCUUUCUUUUA
Messenger RNA from Amborella trichopoda, 3620 nucleotides. It is a transcript of the gene CDC5, whose product is annotated as cell division cycle 5. Gene Ontology annotation, biological process: mRNA splicing, via spliceosome. Lineage: Eukaryota; Viridiplantae; Streptophyta; Magnoliopsida; Amborellales; Amborellaceae. The record is from RefSeq and is a predicted model, not a curated record. Gene Ontology annotation, cellular component: spliceosomal complex; Prp19 complex.